UUUACAGCCGUUGAUCUUGCUCAAAACCACUAAACCGUUAGAUUUGCAGCACGUGUCUUGGAGUCACACAAAAAUUUCUGGUACGUAAAAGCCGUCUUCUUUCUCUUCCUCCUGAGUUUUCUACCUGUUCUUCCACUUCCUCUUCUGUAAUUAGCUGAAACCCUCCAAAAAUUUGCUUGAUUUUCACUAUUUGUUAGUUUAAAAACUCAAAAAGUUGAAGCUUUCAGCUCAAAACGAAGUACCUUUACAGCAGGGUUUUUAUUUAAUGACUGAAAAAUCUGAGGCUGAGGAUCUUGACCUCAAUUCCGUUGUCGUUUUAAGUGAGCUUACAAAUGAGAUUAAUGGAGCUAAUAACCAAGCAGGAGCUGUAAUAAUGGAGGUUGAUACUUUGAAUGGCGAAACAAACGAGGUCAGGGAUGGUGGUGUGUCCAAGAAGAGUUUGGAGAGUGAGGUGAAUGAUGCUGAGAAUGAGAAAAUGGAAGAUCUUUCUUCAAAGAAAGAUGAAGGUACAGAUUGUGGUGGAAAUGUCGGGGUUUCAUUGGAUGAAGCCAUUGGUGCAAGUGAAGCUGAAAAAGACAAAGAAAAGGAAAAAGCUUUUGAUGAUGAGGAAGAAAGAAAUGAGGAUGUGAAGAAAGGGGCUUCUGUUGUGGACCUUCCUAGUUCUAAUGUUGAUGAAAAUUCGAGUGUUUAUGAAUGUGUUGAGGCUGCUGAUUCUGUUUCUGAUGUUGUUAAGCCUCAAUCUCCUGGAACUACUGAAUCUGCAGGGCAUUUAAUAGAGGAUACUGUGGUUGGGUUGGAGAAGAAAGCUGAGCUUUUGCCCCAAAUAGACAAUGGGAAGGAACUACCUGAAAGGGUUCAAAAGGAGGAGCUGAAUUUUGAAGUUCAUUUAGAGGCACAGAGCAAGGAAGACAUGACAAAGGCUUCCAAGAGUAGUGAGAAUGAAUCUAAAUCUUCAAAAAUCGUCAAUGAUUUAAGCCCACUGGUGUAUUCUAGAGGAAAUGUUAAGUCAGAAGCUGCCUUUAAACCGGAAUUCGCUGUUGGUGAUUUGGUAUGGGGGAAAGUGAGGAGUCAUCCAUGGUGGCCUGGCCAGAUUUGUGACCCUUCAGCUGCAUCACGAAAGGCGAAGAAGCAUUCGAAAAGAGAUGGUUAUUUGAUAGCCUAUUAUGGAGAUUAUACAUUUGCGUGGAAUGAUGUUUCUAGGAUGAAACCGUUUCUUACACAUUUCUCACAAAUGGAGAAGCUAAGCAGUACUGAAGAUUUCCAUGAUGCCCUCGAUUGUAUUUUGGAAGAGGUUUCAAGACGGGUUGAGUUUGGACUGGCUUGUUCUUGCAUACCUGAAGAAGUAUAUGCCAACCUUAAAACUCAAAUAAUUAUCAAUGCUGGUUUAGAAGAAGAUAAAUGUAGGGUAGAUGGUGGAGAUAGGCUUUUAACUGUAGAUUCAUUUGAACCUAUUAAGCUUGUUGAGUAUGUUAAAGAAUUGGCCCAAGUUCCUUGUGGUGUAACUGAGAAGCUAGAACUCACUAUUGCUCGGUCACGGUUAUUGGCCUUCAAUCGCAGUAAGGGCUAUUCCCAGCUGCCGGAAUUCAAUAUGCUUGGUGGGCUCUUGGAGAAUGAUGCUGACAUUUUGUUUUCUGGAAGGACACAACAUUGCAGUGAAGUGAUUGGGGCUGUUGAUUUGCAACAAAAGGAUGAUAAUGUUGAUGCAUCAAUCUCUUAUAAAGAAAAACCAAAAAGUCAAGGCGAAUCAUCCCUUAAAAGAAAGCAAGUGUAUGGCGAUAGCGCACUUCCAAGUAAAAAGGAGAAAAUAGUGAAGGAUUUUGCUGAUGAGAAGCAUUUGACAACUCCUGUCAGAAAAAGUGGUUUGGAAAGCAAGCUUAGUAGUAAGAAACGUAAAGUGGGCGAAGUGAUGUCUGAAGAUUUGGCUGUGAAUAAAAAGAAAACCAUGGCUAGUGUGGAUGAUAACAAUUCUCCACAGCUCCCAAAACCAACUUUCAGGGUAGGAGAGAGCAUCCGCAGGGUUGCCAGCCAACUAAACGGGUCCAGUCCAAUUCUUAAGAGUGGAGAUGUCAUCUGUAAAAGUAAAGCGAACAUUUUGCCUGAAGAAUCAAAACCCGAAAAGCUGGAAACCGAGGAGUGUCCUGAUGAUAAGCUGUCUCAGCUCUUUUUGGCUGCCAGGGAUCCCAAGAGGGUAAACAACUCUUCCAUGAUCACUUUCUUUUCAGAGUUUAGGAGUACUGUUUCCUUAGGAUUGCCCAGUUCAGAAAUUGAGGCCUUAGGAUUGCCCAGUUCAGAAAUUGAGGAGUCUCUGGAGAAAGUGUUUGGUAGUAAGACUGUGAAAAAAUUAACCAAGCGUGGAAGAAAAUCUAACAUGCCUGGAUUCACUGAACUACCUUCACCAGAGAUGAUGAAAGAGUCCUACUGGUCUGAUAGAAUAGUUCGAAGCAUUCCUGAGCCUGAAGAUCGAAAUGAAAUUGAGGACCUUCUAGCUGCAAAAUGUAGAGAGAAAAAGAUUGACAACUCUGCCAUAAAACCGCCACAAAAUCCCCUUGAACAGCAAACUGAUGAUGAGAAUAUCGAAAUGGAAGUGGAGAAGAGUGAUAGUUUUAUCGAUGAUAACUAUCCAACAGCGCUGAUUUUGAACUUCACAAACUUGGAUUCGGUUCCUACAGAAACCAACUUGAACAAGAUAUUUAGCCAAUAUGAUUCUUUGAAAGAAUCAGAGACCCAAAUCUUCAAGAAGAGCAGCCGUGCCAAGGUGGUUUUUGGUAAACGUUCUGAUGCUGAAACAGCUUUCAGUAGUGCAGGAAAAUACAGUACAUUUGGACCCUCACUUGUGAGCUACCGCCUCAAGUAUUUAAAAUCAACACAACAAAGUAAAGCUUCUCCAAGUCCGAAGAAGAGGAGCAAAAAAGGGACUGAAUCUGUUGAGGAGGGUGCAAAUUUGAUCCAACAAACUCAGAAAGUUGAUGAAGAUUGAACAAUAAUAAGUCAUGCUACUUAUGGUUUCAUGGGUUUAUAGAACCGAAGAGUGUCUUAGAGAGUGGAGAUGAAUUCUUUCCUAGGACAGUUCCCCCUGUUAGUUUAGUUCAGCCACUCAAGUCUACAACAUGUUUAUUUCUUUAGUUGUAUGGCUUACUGCUUUUAUUUUUAUUUUAUUUCACUUUGUUACUACGGUUUUCCUCCGCCAUAAGUGAGGCUCCCUAAUUAAUUUGGUAGGAGAUCAAGCACCUUCUUGA
This is a messenger RNA of Cannabis sativa, 3236 nucleotides long. RefSeq names its product PWWP domain-containing protein 5-like. The record is from RefSeq and is a predicted model, not a curated record. The coding region runs from base 266 to 2977 and encodes 903 amino acids. NCBI's taxonomy places the organism in Eukaryota, Viridiplantae, Streptophyta, Magnoliopsida, Rosales, Cannabaceae. The transcript is spliced from 2 exons.